Dufourea novaeangliae is the source of this 2983-nucleotide messenger RNA. RefSeq names its product BTB/POZ domain-containing protein 7. Lineage: Eukaryota; Metazoa; Arthropoda; Insecta; Hymenoptera; Halictidae. Bases 245 to 2956 code for a protein of 903 amino acids. Gene Ontology annotation, biological process: morphogenesis of a branching epithelium. The transcript is spliced from 12 exons. Gene Ontology annotation, molecular function: protein binding. The record is from RefSeq and is a predicted model, not a curated record.
AUGCAGACUAAGUCGACGAGUAUAAACAUGGCCGUCGAGCUUUGUGAUGAUUACUUGUGUCAGUCUGAGGUCGAGAAAACCCAGCCAAAAUGGAAAUAAUGGACAGAACGCAUGCACCCGAGAUAACCAGCUUCGAUAAUUUCGUCGGAAAUGGAUGAAAAGAUUUUCGGGCAUUGAGAUAUCCAUUUAAAAGGCGCUUCCGAAUCAAUGCAGUGCACUUUCUAGGCUGUUGUCUGGGUGAGCAAUGAAUGUAUUCCGAAUUUUGACUCCAUGUGUAUUGCAACGCAGACGACCAAAGGAGGUAGAUAAUUCCGAUAAAAGGGAUUGCUGGUUUGUUAAAAGACGGCGGGGAGAUGCUUCUUACAUGAUACAUAGAAUGGGUGCUUCUGCAUCGUCAAGCAUCACCAGUGUAGGUGGAGAUUCAGUCCAAGCAGCUAGACUCUCAUCUUCUGGUAAUCCUGAUCAACAUGGCAUUGCUAUCAGUGUCCUUUCUAUUUUUAGGGAGAAGAAGAAGAAAAUGACGGGGUUUGCGACAUUAAGGAAGAAGUUCAUUCGAAGACGCAGGUCCUCGAAGGCCUGUGAUCAUGGUAGAAUAAUCAGAGAUUUAGUGUCGACAUGGAGUCACCUGGAGGCAACGGCUCUACUGGAAGAGUACGAGGCGUUGGCUGCAUUAAAGGAUCUCCAUGUGCAAGCCGAACUAGCCAGACCACCAGCUGCAACGUACAAGCAAGACUUGUCGAUACUUUAUGAUUAUAAACACUGCUCCGAUGUAGAUCUCGUUUACCGAGGAGCGUGUUUUCCCGUUCAUAGGGCUCUGUUGUCUGCGCGUUGUUCAUACUUCAGGGACUUGUUAGCUGGAUGUCCAGGAUACGGCGCAAGGAUAUGUUUGGAGCUGAGAACACCGAAUCUCGAGGUUCAAAUGUUUUCGGCGCUGUUGCGCUACCUCUACACCGGUGAUAUUUGUCCACACGAUGCGGCCCUAGAAGCGAAUCUUCUGCGACGAUUAGGAGAAGAAUUCGGCACACCGAACCCGUUAGAACACGAUCUCAGAUACUUGCUGGAUACCGGUGAUUACGCGGACGCAGCAUUAGUGUUCACGUCAGACAGUGAUUAUCAGAGACCAGACAGUGGAAGUUCAGAAUACGGAUUCCGGCCAAAGUUAGAACUGCCAUGUCAUAAAGCGAUACUUUCUGCGAGAUCCCCGUUCUUCAGGAACUUAAUACAAAGACGGACUAGAUCGGGGGAAGAUCACACAGAAAGGGCGCUUCACAUACCUACUAGAAUAGUUUUGGACGAGAGUGUGAUACCUAAACGAUACGCCAGAGUAUUAUUACAUGCAGUGUAUUUAGAUACGGUUGAUUUAUCGUUAAUAAUGAGAGGUAAUGGUUGCGGAAACAGCGCCGGUAGUCUUGGGGAGGUUCAAGCUCUCACUCAUACUGGACGCGUUCGACCAAGCCCCUUGGAGGAAGCGAUGGAAUUGUACCAAAUUGGCAGAUUUUUGGAGUUAGAUAUACUGUCACAGGGUUGUGAAGAUCUUAUUUUAGAGUACCUUACAUUGGAAUCGCUUCCAGCUGUAUUGAAAUGGGGUAGCCAACCUCAUGGAUCUGCAUGGGUGCACAGACAAGCGUUGCAUUACUUGAGAGAGGAAUUCCAGCCAGUCGCUUCUUCUUCUAUUCUUCAUCAAUUGGAUCACACGCAUCUGGCGAAUGUUUUGCAAAGUCAUUUUUUGCAAGCGAGCGAACUUGAAAUACUGCAGGCGGUACUCAAGUGGGGGGAACAAGAAUUGGUGCGCCGUAUGGAAGACAGAGAGCCUAAUUUACUCAGUCAUACGGUACAUUCUGUGACAAGAAAGGGGCUGAAGAAAAGGGACCUAAGCGAUAUAGAAUUACGAGAGAUACUCAGUGAACUAUUGCCUCUUGUUAGAAUGGAUCACAUAUUACCGCCUAACAGUGAAGCACUCGCUCAGGCUAUUAGAAGAGGGUUGGUAUCGACUCCACCGAGUCACAUGAUAGGGGAUGAAAGGGAGAAUCUACGUAUGAACGCUUGGAUAAGGGGAGGAAAGAAGAAUGGAUUUUUUGUAAGGCCACGACUAUUUAUGCCGUACUACGAAGAAAUAAAGUCUUUAGUUGAGGAACAAAUGGUCCAAGAAGCAGAUUUAGUGAGAUUACGAAGGCCACGGUACGUUGCCGAUAUUCCUGAUGCCUUGUACAUGGUUGACGAGAAACCGAGACCAAUAGGCACAGCUGGUGUGGAUGUGCUUGCCGCUGCGUUUCCAGUUCCAGAUUCCGUAACUCUGGCAGCUAUGAUGAAACGAGAACAGAAGUUGAGGCAGUCCCCUAGUUGUCAGAGGGCUAUCAGUUUACCACUUUCGUCGCGUCACGAAAUCAACAGGCAGGUGCGGCUACGUGUCGUGAGGGAGUUCAACUUACCUGAUACUGUGGCGGAUCUUUUAGAGAACACAGCCACGUACAACGUCAAGGAGCAGAACGAGAGACUGACGGACAUCGAGGACAUGGAUUCGCCGGGAAUCGGGAUCAACGUGAGAACGGCACCGCCGUUGUGCUACGGAAGGAACAUGACGUUCCCGCGGCCUGCCUCAUCCUGCGCCCACAGACACGAGCUUCCGGCCAUAGUCACCGAGGGUGAAAGCUGCAGGCUUCUCGCAGAGCAACAAGAGAGUAAUUCCUGUAGCGACGGACAGUUGUCAGGCGUGAUGCCGGAUGUGGCGAUGGCGACAGCCUCGUUCGGAGCUUUGCAGUUAAUAGAGGAGCAGGAGCUGGAGCUGGACCUUGGCGAUGGGACCUCCCAUCUUCUCCAGCAUGUGUCGCCAUCCAGUGGGACCAUGGGCUCGCACAGGUCCUCGCUCCCCCAUCAGCAUCAGAGGCACUUCUCCGGGCCGCCUCCACCACCGUACAUGUACCACCGUGCUGGCACUGCCUUACCAAGAUAUAUUUAAGAUUUCUAUCGAACCUUAAGAACAAUG